Molecule: messenger RNA, 3256 nt
Organism: Lindgomyces ingoldianus
Lineage: Eukaryota; Fungi; Ascomycota; Dothideomycetes; Pleosporales; Lindgomycetaceae
Product: Utp21-domain-containing protein
Exons: 4
Coding region: 37-3213 (1058 amino acids)
Biological process (GO): rRNA processing
Cellular component (GO): small-subunit processome; Pwp2p-containing subcomplex of 90S preribosome
Molecular function (GO): protein binding
Source: RefSeq, a predicted model, not a curated record
CUUUAUCUCGCCAGAGGCUGCCGAAUUACUGGUAUCAUGGAGAUUCCAGCCCCCAGGGUGCUUGGUGCUGCUCCCAAUGGCCCGAUAGUGAAGCGACAGAAGCUCGACACCAGCAGCCAGAAACGUACUGCACCGCUUGUGCAUCGAUCGAAGAUAUUUGCGCCCUUCCGAACUGUCGGCCUCGUUUCUCCUACAGAAGUGCCCUUCACCACUCUUCCUCUCGGGAAGACCACUUUCCAAAUCACCACCUCCGUGGGCAGAUCGCUCCAAACGUACGAUUUGAAGAAGGGCCUGAAUAUCGUUUUCAUUACAAGACCACAGACUCUAGAGAAUAUCACGGCAACUUUGGCAUGGAAACAAUUCGUAAUUGCAGCAUGGGGCGGUCUGGGCUCGAAAUCUGCACGUGGUGUGUGGUUGUUUCAGCGCGGAAAAAAGGUAGAUGAACUGGAACUGCCUAGGAGGAUGAGAGAGAACAUAACACAGAUCGUUGCGUUUGGUGAAUGGAUCGUCGGAUGCUGCUCCACUUCGAUCGAGAUCUGGAAGUCUACCACUUUGGAGCAUUAUACUACUCUUCACGGCGCAUCGUCAGCUCCACUCUCCGGAGGCAUCUGUACAAUGCCAACGUACCUGAAUAAGAUAUUCCUAGGCAGGGGUGACGGGUCUGUGGAGAUAUGGAACCUGAGCACCGCCAAGCUGCUCUACACGCUCCUCCCACCAACAUCAAACUUCGGUCCAGUAACGGCGCUGCAGCCAAGUCCAGCGUUGUCCCUCCUCGCAAUCGCCUACCAAUCAGGUCCCGUUGUCAUCCAUGAUGUUCGAAGAGACAAGGAAGUCUUGCGACUGAACAUGGGCAACUCGGCCAAAUUUCCCGUUACCUCGAUUUCUUUUAGGACCGAUGGGCUAGGAGCAGGUGAUGACGGCCGUAAAGAUGGUGUAAUGGCAACUGCAAGUACGCGCAGUGGCGAUGUGACAUUCUGGGAUUUAAACGAAGGGGGCCGCAAAAUGGGAGUCCUGCAUGGUGCUCACAAUCCCUCUCCAUCCGCAAGUGGUGGAGUUGGAGGAGGUGUCAGCAAAAUCGAAUUUCUUGCAGGGCAGUCGGUACUCGUCUCUAGCGGACUCGACAACUCUCUGAAAAGCUGGAUAGUUGACGAGACUCCGUUUUCACCAGUCCCGCGACCUUUGCAUGCUCGUGGUGGCCAUGCGGCCCCUGUUUCAACACUUCGCUUUCUCCCACCAAACUCCGAUGGUACAGAUGAUGCGGGUAAAUGGCUACUUUCCGCAAGUAGGGACCGAAGUCUUUGGGGUUGGAGCCUGCGGAGAGAUGGACAAAGUACCGAACUCAGUCAAGGAGCACUUCAGAAAAAAGCCAAAAAGAUGGGUCUUCUCAAUGGCAGUGGCUCAGAUGCCAAGCUUCAUACUACGUUGGAAGAUCUUAGGGCGUCGGCGAUUACUUGCAUUGCAUGCUCACUCAACCGUGAUGGUGGCAUGGGGACUAUUCCUGGUAAGACUGGAAUUUGGACUAAUUCGGCAAAGCUACCUGGGGAUAAGAAAGCUCGGGAAGCAAACAUGACUGGAUGGGAAAGCAUCAUCACUGGGCAUGAAGGAGAUAAAGUUGCCCGGACCUGGUUUUGGGGUCGCAAACGGGCUGGAAGAUGGGCAUUCGAGACCGGGGAUGGUACAGACGUUAAGAGUGUAGCAGUAUCCCCUUGUGGCACAUUCGCCCUGAUUGGAUCCGCCGGCGGCUCUCUUGACAUGUAUAAUCUUCAGUCUGGCAAACAUAGACAGAGGUUCCCUGCUCGGUUAACGCCAGCACAAGCUAAGAAGCUAAAGCUUCAACGGCUCGAACGAGACGUUGGUGUUCCAACAGCACAAUCUGAUGCAAAAACAGUGUUCGGAAGAGGAGAGGGGAAGCAUACAGGCGCUAUUACUGGCAUUGCGGUCGAUAGUCUCAAUCGCACUGUCGUCAGUUGCGGGGAGGACGGUAAGGUGAAGUUUUGGGACUUUGCAAGUACCCUUCUCCUUUACGAAAUGAACUGGUAUCCAAUGACGAGAAUUGUCGGCUUGAGAUAUCACUGUGCUAGCGAUUUAAUAGCACUAAGUUGUGACGACGGCUCUGUAAGAGUCGUGGAUAUUGAGACUAAAAAGCUAAUUCGAGAGCUUUGGUCUGCGACUUCUCAUGCUAAGAUCCAGAUCGUGGACUAUACGUUCUCUAACGAUGGGCGUUGGAUUAUUUCCGCUUGUUCAGAUUCCAUAAUUCGAAUUUGGGAUCUACCGACAGGGCAUCUCAUCGAUGCGAUGAAACUGCCGACUCCGUGUACUUCCAUUGCCUUCUCCCACACGGGCGAGUAUCUUGCCACUGCGCAAGAAGGCGAAGUCGGAGUGCAUAUCUGGACAAACCGUACACUCUUCACGCACGUCUCGACGCGCCAUAUAUCCGAGAACGAUAUCGCUACCAUCACUGCCAUUACUGUACCCACUACUUCUGGUGAGGGCGGUCAAGGCCUUAUCGAAGCAGCCGCUCAGGAGGAGCCCGAAGAGGAGCAACGGGAUGAAACUAGUGUUCCAAUCGUGGACCAUUUAGCAGAGGGUAUCACGACGCUCAGUCUCGUACCAAAAUCUCGAUGGCAGACACUCGUUCAUCUUGACAUAAUCCGGGCUCGAAACAAACCGAAAGAAGUCCCAAAGCCUCCUGAAAAGGCCCCUUUCUUCCUCCCUUCCCUUUCCGAGAAUCCACCCUCCACCACAACGUCGAAUGACAUCGCUCUCCCCAGCCAAGAGUCCACCUCAAGGGUAUCGGUCUCCGCUCUCGCAUCGAAGUCCACCGCUUCAACAGCCAUGAAUCAGUUCACGCGUCACCUCGCCCACGCGUCCGAGACAACAGAUUACACACUUCUUCUCUCGCAUCUCUCUUCGCUUCCUCCAUCCGCCGCUGACAUCGCUAUCCGCACCAUGGAUACUGUGGCUCCAUACACUGAGUUAUGUACAUUUAUACAAGCGCUUACUUCGAGACUCAAGGAGAGGAGGGAUUAUGAACUGAUAGAAGCGUGGAUGAGCGUCUUUUUGAGAUUGUAUGGGGAUGUUAUUGUUAAGGACGAUAUUUUAGUUAUGAAUCUCAGAGCAUGGCAGGAGGAGGCGAAGAGAGAACGUGAGAGGGUAGGCGGAUUGGUUGGUUAUAGUGUUGGUGUUGUGGGGUGGGUGAGAAGUGCACGAUGAGGCAGGCGAUACUUCAUCGCUUUGAUAUAAGCUUGAGGCUGAC